UUGAAAGUAAACACUAUACUUAACAAUAAAAUAGUGGGUAUGUAUGUAAAUUAUGUUAUUUACAACUAUGUUCGAUCAGCAUUCAAAUUUCAAAUAAUCAAAAAAAAUACUGUACAAGUAUACAUUCCAGACAUAAACCUCCCAAAACGUCUGAUAAUUCCUGUUGAUUUUGUCAACUAUGGUCUGCCUCUAAGCGGUUUAGCGUUAGGCCUGUUCUCGGCAUCGAAUAAUUGUAAGGUUUGCCGAUAUGGCUACGAUCAUAGCAAUAGACGUGUCUGUGUCGAUGAUGAGGGACAUCAAGAUUAAAGACACCAAGGAGUCGUUCACUCUGUUACAGUUGGCCAUACACGGCGUCAAUGUCCUAUUAGAUUACUUAGCCGUCCAUUCCAAACAUGAAUUUGUCGCAGUCGUAACAUUUUCCUCGUCUUGUGAAACGCUAUGUACGUUUACAAGAGAUUAUGACCACAUCAAGGCUAAAAUAUCGCAGUUGGAUUUUAAAACCAAUACAAAUUAUAACGCAGCAAUUUUGGGUAUUAAUAGUUUAGUUCACCACGAAUGGUCCAAUUCUGUAAUGUGCCAAGUAAUUAUAAUCACUGACGGCCAUUGUUAUGAAGGCCUUCGAAAGCCGGAAAUGUAUCCAUUUAAAUGUCCCGAAAAACUGGUGGUCAUUCCGUUAGACCAAAAGCCAUCCAUAUAUAAAAAUAUUUACGACACCAACGAAUUACCAAAAGAUAUCGGAACUAUAACACCUCCUGAGUCGCCUCUUUCUCCGUCAUCUGUUGCUAAACUUUUUGAGAAAUUCGCUCAAGAGACAUACAUACCGUAUCAUACAGUACUGCGUUGUGGAAAUUUAAAGUCUGAUGUUCAAUUAAUUCCUCCUCUAACGACACACAAAAGAGUUAAUGAUUUUGAAAUAAUAACUUGCAAGGCUGGAAACGAAUUGAACAUUAUAGGAUUUAUGGAGUCGUCGAAAUUAGAAUGUCCAGCUACAUUGUCUAGACAUUUAGUAUUACCUCGAAAAUCAUCCGACGAUUGUACUGAAAAUGGUGAAUUAUCCUCGAAAGUUCCAUCGUUUUGUGUAUUACUGCACGGAGCUUUAAAAGUAGAAAAUAUGGUAGCAUUUUGUCAACUCGAUACAAAUUGGUUUGGGAUUUUUGUCAGUUGGUCUGAUAAUAAAAAAAAAUCAAAUUUAAUGUUGAUUUCUCUCGAACCCGGAGCUAACGCAAUUCCUUGGUUGGGAGACCUCCGUAGCCUCUCUCUAUCAUCGGUGAUAAUCAAUCAAGAACCUGAUGAACUGCAACCAACAAAAACCGCCGACAAAAGAAGUUACAACCAGUCGCAACUAGUGUGGAUCAAAGAAGCUGGUCUACAAGCUGACAUUCAAAAAAUUCUACGGCAAGCCAGAAAAAUGCCAGACAAAAUUCAAAGUUUUUACAAGGAAUUGAAUCGAAUUCGGAAAGCUGCUAUCGCUUACAGUUUCACAGAUCUGUUGGUCAACAUAGCUGACCUAUUAGAUAUAGAAUGCACCAAUUUACCAGGCAACACGCAUCCGGAUUGUGCAUUGCAGCUGACACACGCUGCCGGAGAAUUACGAAAACCAAACGCCAUGGAUUCUAAAGUCACUAUUCUUCCAUUGGACACCUCUUAUAGAUAACUAUAAUAAUCCAAUGUUAUUCAAUGACACCAGUCAAGUUUUAUUUAAAAAAAAAAUCAAAAUUGAUGAACAUUUUCAGCGACAACAUUUAAAUUAUUAUUAUAUUUUUUUAAAUACUAAGGUUAUAAAUAUUAUUAUUAUCAUAUCGUUGUAUGUCAUUGAUAGGAAUCAAACUUUGUUAAAUUAAUUGUAAAAUUAAUAAUUUCAUUUAAAGAUCCACUGUUUAGAAAGAAACUAUUAAUUAUUAUUUUUUUAUUGUAUUUGUUUGUUUGCUGAAGUCAAUCCAGCAUGACUAUUUCAAGCCAACAUUAGUCAGAAUUCACUUUUAAAACCAAGUACCUAAAUAAAAAAAAUAUUAACACUAUUCAAUUAAAGAAUAUAUUAAAUUUAACAAAAAUCCAAAGUUAUAAUUAACACAUACAUUUGUUCAAUAAAUCCAUUAUUUGAUCAUUAUUUAUUGAAUUGUUUAUACAUAACAACUUAUGUAAAUAGUUUUACCAAAGACAUAAAUGUGUUGGUAUAAUUUGUUGAAAAAAAAAAAUAAAAACCUAAGAAAUGUUUAUGAAUUUGUAUAUAUUAUAUGACUUAAAUUUUGAACAAUGUAGUUUGUAUAUUAUAUAUUUUAUCGAGUAUUGGUAAAACGUUUUAGAAAUAAAUUGAUUGACAUAUUAUAUCACCAAUAACCGUACAAUCUGCUGUUACCAACCAAAUCAGAAGUUGUUAUAAUAUUAGCUUUAGACUGAUUUUGAUAUAAAUCAUAAAACAUUAUCCUUGUGUUCAAAUAUAAAUUAACUAUAAGCUACAAAUAGUAUGUGGAAAGGUGAGAAAUAAAAUUUAGCUUAAUAAUUUAUUGUCUUUACGAUUAAUUGUAUAAAUAUUUUAAUCUUCUUCUAAACUAUAAUU
Adelges cooleyi (spruce gall adelgid) is the source of this 2557-nucleotide messenger RNA. It is a transcript of the gene IntS14, whose product is annotated as integrator complex subunit 14. The transcript has 8 exons. The record is from RefSeq and is a predicted model, not a curated record. The coding region runs from base 248 to 1654 and encodes 468 amino acids. Gene Ontology annotation, biological process: snRNA 3'-end processing. Lineage: Eukaryota; Metazoa; Arthropoda; Insecta; Hemiptera; Adelgidae. Gene Ontology annotation, cellular component: integrator complex.